Messenger RNA from Alternaria ventricosa, 4380 nucleotides. RefSeq lists its product as uncharacterized. Lineage: Eukaryota; Fungi; Ascomycota; Dothideomycetes; Pleosporales; Pleosporaceae. The transcript has 4 exons. The record is from RefSeq and is a predicted model, not a curated record. The coding region runs from base 1 to 4380 and encodes 1459 amino acids.
AUGUCUUACGAAUACGACAGCCGGUACCACCACCGCCCGCGCCAUGACUCCCACUAUACAUCAAGAGAGACGGACCCCUAUGGCUAUGCGAGGAGCGACAAGACUCUAGCUGAGGCGCGCGAGCAGCUGGCAGACAUGCGCCAGAGCAAUCCAUACACUUCGUCCUACAGCUCGUCCUACAACACCUACACCUAUGAGCCCCGCACUUCUCCACCCCUGCCACCUCGACGACCCGCGCCGCAUUCGUACAGGUCGCACACGCGCGAGCAGACAUGGCCGCCGUCACCGAGCGUCGAGGACGAGAGGGAGGCGCUAGCAAAAGAGGCGCCGUCCUCCGUGGGGUCGCCAGGGCAGGCCGAGGGUGAGCCGCCGAGCAACACGCGGGGCACCGUCGACCAAGACUCCCUGCUCGACGAGAUUGAGCAGCCGAGCGUCGCACAACACCAUGACCACCGCUACGUGCUCGUUUCCGAAUCCAGCACCGAUGACGAUGGCACCACGCUUCGGGACCGGCGCCGGCGCAGCUUUGCUGACCGUGGGGGCAUGUCGCACAUCAACACCGACGUCCCAGACCCUCCCGUCUUUACUGAGCGCGUGAGGGCGCCCUAUGGUUACUCCAAGCCCCAGAAGGAGUCUACCGCGCCCUCGUCUGCAGACUAUGUACGCUCACCAGAACCCAUUACGCCUUCGCACAGCAGCCAUCCCAGGUCGGGUGCAAGCAGACCGUCGAGACCGAUGCCAACUGAAAGCCGACACAAUUCUUACACGUCGCCGGCGUCAAAGAAAGAAUACGUAUUCGACUCCGACUCCGACUCUGAAGCGCACAGCACGACCCACCUGCGAACCGAACGAAAGCCCGCGCGUUACAGCUUCGUGAAGAGCGACCUACAAAGGGAGGAUCUAAGGACAAACCUGCGCGAUACACAGGACAGGCCCGAACCGCGUCGGCACGACUCCGGGCAGCGUCCCCUGCCGACGAUACGUAAGGGUGAUUCGUCAGGCUCGUACAAGGAGCAUUCCAAUGUUGAGUCGCCGCGGUCGUCUUCGUCCUCGGUACACAGCACGCGGAGAUCGAGGCCUGUGCCCGUAGAUACCGUCUAUGCUAACAGCUCGCGCCCUCUGUCAAGACCAAGCUCACCAUUGUAUCGAGCACCCUCGCCUCAGCUUUCCGCCCGAUUGCGAGACUCUCCUCCAGGCUCCCGACCAUCGUCCCGCGGUGGCCCUCGUCCAACCUCUCCGCUGUCUUCUACAUUCCAGCCUUCUUCGCCAGGCCACGGUCGCGUACCCAUAUCCGAGUCAGAUUAUCGCUCGACCUAUCCUCCAGCUCCUGCCGACGACCGGUCAAGACAACCAUCUCGAUAUGGCAGACAUGACACUAUGCCACUUCCGAGGCCUCGUAUCGAUGUGCACAGUCCGUCUCCUGCAAGGCAAUCGACUGGCGACUCUUUACCAUAUCCCAUCGACGACCAGCUCAUCGAUGUCUUCAUGCCACCCGAAGAGCACUAUCAGUUUGAUCACUCGACCGUCGGUUCGCCAAGACAAAGCUACGUAGACAUCCCGAGAGCGACCUCCCCGUCAGUCCCCGGCUCCCCGUACACGCGAGAUCUACCUUCCCGGGCUAGAAGGCAAGACACCGAGACAUUGGAGGAGCCGUCGCGACCAAGGAGGUCUAGGUCGGGUAGUUUCCGCUCUCACGACGCUCGCCGUGACAGAUCAUCUCGAAGGACUGCUUCAAUGGACAGAAAACUUCCAGAUUGCCCAAGACCUUAUAAGUCCGGGCCUUACGAUGAUUGGUACGCGCUCCAAGACAACAAGAACUUCAAUAUCUGCCCCAGUUGUUACGAGGGUGUCUUCGCCGGUACACCUUUCGACGUGGAAUUCAAACAGUUAUGGCUGAACGACUACUCGAUGGAGCGGAGCUGUGACUUCAGUAGCCCAUGGGCACGUCUUGCAUGGCUGUUGACCCUUCAGCGAGGUCGCAAAUCGCUCGAUCUGAUCUACGCGAUUGCGGGUGUCAUGGACACAGUAGCCAAACCGUGUCCUGGAGAUCGUGAGGCUGGUGCAGAAGACCGCAUUAGCUGGUACGGCAUUACAAACCCACGCGACGGUACCCAUGUGGCCAACUUCGCUAUAUGCUCGAGCGAUAGGAGGAUGCUUGAGGCCUUAUUGCCUUCUCUUCGUGGUUGCUUCGCUAAAAUGCCGAAGGUUGACAGGCACGUAUGCAGCUUGCGUACGAGCUCAACCCGCUUCCCAAAGUAUUUGGAUCUGCUCGUCGAGCUAGACGCUGAGGCUGAGUUGUCCGGUCAACUACCUGAUUUGACCCGCUUCGUCCUAUUGCUGCGCGAGAAUUCCUAUAAAGGCGAGUGCCAAAGGUACAAGAUCUUGUUCCGCAAACCGUGGCACUUCAUCCCUUCGCUACCAGAGUUUACAGUCUGUGAGCAAUGCUACGACGAGCUCAUCUGGCCCGCCACACAGUCCAGAUCCACGUCAUCGUCCAUACCGCACAUGUUCAACAAGUCGAUCCAGCUAGUCCCUGGUGAAGACCCCGAUGUCGGGUCCAGCUGCUGUCUGUGGAGUCCAAGGAUGCGUGACGUCUGGAAGGAAGCUGUCAGGUACGACGACUUUUCUUACCUGAAGAGCCAGGCGAGAGAGAGAAAGAGGGCGGAGUCCAAGUAUAUGAGAAACAGAAAACACAUUAUGACGUGGAUGGGCGACGCGGAAAAGGGGACUAGGAAGUGGAAGGAAGCAGAGGAUGCUAUGCGGGAGCUGAAAAAGACCAUCCUCGUAUUCGAAGAACGCCGCGUCUGCAACCUGGCUAAGGAGAACUUACAACUCAAGCGUGACGUCAAAGAAAGGGACGAUAGAAUCUCUCGGGUGAGAAGGUCUCAACUUACCUUCAUAGAACACAUGGAAACAGAGAACAACAAGGCGUUGGCCUUGAAGAAGGAGCUGCAGAGUGAGAAGCAGAAAGUAGAGGCAUUAGAGAGGGAGCUGAAGCAAACAAAGGAGAAGUUGUGGGAUAUGUACGAGAAAGAGUGUGAGGGUAGUGCGGCCGAAGCGGACGAAGAUGACGAUGAAGAGGAUGGGGGCUACGAGAGGGAGGAGGAGAGGGAGGAGUUGGAGGGGGAUCCACGUGCUGCCCAAUUCUACGAAUAUAUGCAUGGGCGAUCUCCCGAGGUCACUGUGGAUGUACCCGAUGAUAACCAGUCCGGAGGGGAAAGGGACGUCGUCGGUGUUGCCGCCAAGCAUCGCGACGCUGAGCACAACUACGAGAUCAAAACCUUUAAGAUUCUCACGCGCUCCGUACCCCUGCCCCGUCUCUUCGACAUCUACUUUCACCCUGAGCGUAGCCUUGUACCUGUCGUUCCUCAAGAUAUCCAGCUUGACUUCUACUUCUACAUGUACAACAGCAUCGCCAGCGACAACUUUGUCGCACAGAAGACGCAGCCUCUUGACAUCAGUCGGACCAUCUGGUUCUACGGUGUGGAUAGUACUCAUGCAUUCACUAUGCAUUGCUACCAGAUCCGCUGGAACGUCAUCAUCAUGUCCUUCCUUUGGGCAACCGGAUUCGAUGAGCGGUACUGCAAGCCUGCGUGUGGGCCUUUCAUCAUCAAGUUCAUCAAGGCCUGGAUAGAGUCACUAGUCUAUCAGCACGACAUCUCCGACAACAUCUUCGCCCAACGCGAGGCUUUCAUCAAGUUCUGGAAGAACGGCCCCUUCGACUUAUACUACUUCGGCAAGCGCGACAAGGUCAAGAUGAUCGCCCGCAUCAAACAUCUGUACAAGCAACUUGAGACGAAAGACCUCCCCAAGCACGACGACCUUGUCAAGGCGCUACGGGACGAAACCCUUGACGAAGAGACGUUUGAGCGGUAUGGUCCUACGCUGGCCUUCCAGUGGGUUAUCGGACGAGAGAAAUAUGCGCGCGAGGAGCAAGAGGCGAUCGACUACGACAACCAGGUCAAUCAGUCUGACCUGGAGUUGGCUGAGGCGGAUAGGGAGGUGACGGAAGCGAAGAAGCAGGUGGAGCUCACCGCUGCAGCCCUUGAGAACGAAGACGAGAUGGAAGAAGAUGAUGAGGAAGAGGAGGAAGAAGAUGGCUUCGAUCCCUACCCCAAAGAGAAUCAUCCUAGUCUCUCGCGUGUGGGAUGGGAUGAUGUGCAUGGUAUCGUCAUGCCACUCAUGCGGCCCGUCGAUGCAUCACUUCCUCAUCCCAGGACGGUACACGAGAAACAUCGUCCCGUGGCUGACGAGAGCACGUUCUACGUCACCAGGGACCAGCUGUUCGAUGCCAUCCUUAGGAUUCGGGAUGAUGAAAUUGAUGAGUUGGGUGACAGUCUCGCGACGAUGACAACCAUGAUCAACACCAAGUUGACCUAG